AUGGCCGCCAACGAAAUGGCCAUCAACGACUCUGCUGCCCAUGACUUGCCUAUCAGCCUCAUCCUAGGACGGUCAGUCUCUGAAGGAUUCAUCAAAUUGAACGACCCAGAGCUCAGUAGACCAUUCGACAACAUUGACGAAUACAACACAACAACAGCAGCAAACAGUCACCACUCGACGCAUAGGGUUCCCCUCUCCCAGAGCACUUCUAUCUACAGCCACAAGAUCGGCCUCGUCUCCACCACUACACGCCCUCGUUCCAAUCACCCAAAACGAGCCACCACCCUGAACGUCUUCAACGGUCGACGGGCUUCCCAUACGGCUACAACAACAACUACGACAACAAAUGGUGGCGUCGGCGAAAAGACGAGACCAGUUGCUUGUGGCUAUGGAUUGCCGGAUUUCUCCUCUGACGAGUCUGAUUUCAGCAAUGGAGAGAGUGAUCUCUCCGAUAGCGAGCAGGACUAUAACCGCCCACAUCGCGACGGUGCACCACAGUAUAUCCCGCCUGCCAACAACCCAGCGCACUAUGUCGCUCAGAUUACUGGUCGCAUGGACCCCUGGGAAGCCCAGAUGCAGCAGAUCCAGGACCUUGGCAAGGACCUCGCUCCAGAGAUCGCGGACGAGAUUGCAAGGAGGUUCGAUACAAUUGCACGGCGGCCAGUUAGCUCCAAGGUUCAAUGGAUCAAGGAGGACGAUAUCGUUCAAAAGCUCAAGAAUAUCAGCCUGGAGACGGAAUCGAUCAAGGAAAGACGGAGGAAGGAGAGCGAAGGCAGGAACCAGUCCAUGAGCAAGGAUAUUGAUAUCUGCAUUGCACAGGUCAAGGAUGAGCGGGAAACCGCGAUUCGGAACUUGCAGGAGGCACAAAGAAAGGUGCAGGAGGAAAAGGAGAAACUGGCUAAGGAAGCCGAGGACAAGAAGAAGGCCGAUCUUGCCAAGAAGGAGGAGCUGGAGAAGAAGAAAGCAGAGGCGGCAGCAGCAGCAGCGGUGAAGGCCAAGAAGGCAGCCGAAGAAGCCGCAAGUUUGGCAUCGGCCAAGAGCACCAGUUUGUUCGCCAGCGAUUCAGCAAAACAGGAGUGGGAGACGUACUCCAAGGUUCUCGAACAUAUCAAGACUGUUGUGACACCCUCCAUCACGAGCAAUCCUGGUCUGAAAAAGAACUGUAACGCCGUCCGCCGCGACAUUGUUGCCGCAAUCGGCAGAGUUACCAACAAGCGCGAGGAGAUUAUGCGAGUCGCGACAGAGUUGGACGGAAUUUUCAGGACAACGAUGCAGGCGGGAGAGAACGUUUACUACUGGGCCAUGAACGUCACCGCGAAAAAGCUCGUGAAACAAGCCGAGACAGAGGCGCUCGUCAAGUCAGCACCCGCCUUCCCAGUGGCCCACGUCGCUGUGCUGUUGUUUACAACACACGCAAAGUUUCUGGAUGUGCUCAUGGCCAGAUUCGCCAAGAAAUGCCCCUAUGUGACGCCGAUGUACAUUCCCAAGGCUGCUGGCGACAGUAACGAUGUUUACAUGACGAAGCUCGCGUACAAGAAGAAAGAGAGCGGCUACGAGACGGAAGCGCAAUACGAUGCCCGUCAGGCGGCCAUCUUCACUCUCUACUGUGCUAUCCUUCAGACGAAACCCCCAGUUGGAUCAAACGUUCAUGGCAUGGACAACGGUUGGCGCUGGAUGGCGCGUAUUUUGAACAUGCCGCCUCGACCCAUCACACCCGCUCUGAUCCAAGUCUUCCUGGAGGUUUGCGGAAACGAGUUCAUGAGGACGUACCGGACCCAGGCGACUAAGACGUUACAGCUCUUGAUGCACAAAUUUAUACCCAUGAUCCCUCAGCAAGGUAUCGCUGGUACAGUGAGACUGAAGACUCUGCUAGAGGCGUUCCUGAAGACGGGCAACAUCCCCGUUGCCGACGGACAGCAGUAUGAUCGAUAA
Linnemannia hyalina is the source of this 1932-nucleotide messenger RNA. The record is from the annotation of a GenBank genome assembly. NCBI's taxonomy places the organism in Eukaryota, Fungi, Mortierellomycota, Mortierellomycetes, Mortierellales, Mortierellaceae.